AUGGAGCGCGUCAAAGUCAAUCCCAUUAUUCCCGGGUUUGCCCCAGACCCUUCCGUCAUCUAUGUGGAUGGCACAUACUUUCUCGUCAACUCAAGCUUUCACAUGUUCCCUGGUCUACCAGUUUAUGCAUCUAGAGACUUGAAGGAAUGGAAACACAUUGGCAAUGCAUUAAAUCGAACAGGCUUGAUGUCCUUUCAGCGCUCGAUAACUAAAUUGGUAGGCCCUGAUGAGGAUGGUGUUAAGAUCGCUGCGCAGGGAGGACUUAUGGCUCCCUCGAUCAGAUACCAUAAAGGCACCUUUUACAUCGUUUGCACCAAUAUUGAUCACAAAGAUCUUCUGCCUAGAGAUACCGGGUGUCAAAACUUCAUCUUGUCAACCACCAAUAUUUGGGCCGAUGAAUGGAGCGAUCCGAUCUUUUAUGACUUUUAUGGAAUCGACACUAGCUUGUUCUGGGACGACGACGACCGCGCAUAUCUCAUAGGCGCUCGGUCUCCAGCUCCUGCAUCGCAGAUCUGGCAGUUCGAAAUCGAUGUCAAGACGGGAAAAGACCUCUCUGAAAGGAAGCUGCUCUGGGAAGGUGUCACAAAGGUUUACCCCGAGGGUCCGCACAUGUACAAGAGGGAUGGAUGGUACUAUCUUCUCAUCGCUGAAGGUGGCUGUUUUGCGGACCACCAUGUCAUUAUGGCUCGGUCGCAGGAUAUCUGGGGUCCGUAUGAGGUUAACCCAGCUAACCCGGUGCUACCAAAGGCGGACCCUAAUGAAUACAUCCAGUACACAGGCCACGGAGACCUUUUCCAGCAUCCUUCGGGACAGUGGUACUUUGCAUGUCUUGGUGUACGCAAGAAUAAUGGGCAUUUCAUCAUGGGACGCGAGUCCGUCCUUACUACAGCCUCGUGGAAGGAAGGGGAAUUUCCGUUGAUUGACGCCGUUCGGGUCGACGUGCCACUUCCAAUACACCAAAGCCUAUGCUCUUCCAAUUUUCCCAUCGCGAGAAAGCCUGGACGUCCAGACGUCGCUUAUCUCCAGAUCCGCGACCCCGUGCCGGAAAACUAUGAACAUGAUGGAAAUGAUGUCACUCUGACAUCCAGCACAGCGGACUUGAACCAGGACGACGAGCCGGUGACAUUCAUUGGAAAGCGUCAAAGGAGUCUUCAUGGCACAUCUUCCGCAACACUCGAGGCCCUAGAUAGCUCCGGCAUGAAGGGAUCUCGGCUUAAGACAGGAUUGUGCUAUUACAAAGACGAGCACCGAUAUGCCCGUGUCUUUCUUGACGUCGACUCCGAGAAUAUUGUCUUUGAGGUUGUCAAUAAGGCCCGGUCCAUCGAACGGACAUUAUCUCGAAACAUUGGUGUAUUGGCGAACGACAACAGGGUCGUAUUUGGUAUAGACUAUACGGAGCUAGAUCUUGUCUUUUGGUAUUCUCUUGGGGAGGACGGGACGAGGCGCGAGAUGAGCGCGAUAGACUCCCUAGAUAUGACUGGACAUGACUUUGUAGGGCCUGUCAUUGGUGUAUUUGCUACUAGCAAUAACCAAGUCAGGGUGAAAUAUCUAGACAUUACAGUUGUAUAG
Messenger RNA from Fusarium redolens, 1569 nucleotides. RefSeq names its product putative xylanase 35. Gene Ontology annotation, biological process: carbohydrate metabolic process. Gene Ontology annotation, molecular function: hydrolase activity, hydrolyzing O-glycosyl compounds. The transcript is spliced from 2 exons. Bases 1 to 1569 code for a protein of 522 amino acids. NCBI's taxonomy places the organism in Eukaryota, Fungi, Ascomycota, Sordariomycetes, Hypocreales, Nectriaceae. The record is from RefSeq and is a predicted model, not a curated record.